GGGAAUCAGUGGAAAACAAAUAUGUCAGCGCCCAUGGAUAAGGAAGAAGCAAAGUAGGAUGUGUGCAUGGAACAUGUGGAAAAGAAUAGCGAUCAUUUACUUGCAGUAGAAGUGAAAAGUGAACCAGCAAAUCAAGACAUUCUGUAUUUGAGGCAGGUCUAGCACAGCUCCUAUGGGCGACACCAAACAACCUCCAUCCUCGGACGACAUGAGAACCUUUGUCUUCGGCCAACACAUCAUAAAAGCGACGCAGGUUUUCUUCAAGACGCCACUGUCUUUUGGCGUAGUCAACCGAAUGCCAGUGCAACCUGGUCAUGUGCUGGUGUGCCCGCUGCGCAAAGUGGAACGAUUCCGUGACAUGACGUCGGACGAGGUGACGGAUAUGUUCCAGUCAGUGCACCUCAUAUCAAAGGCACUGGAAGUCCAUUACGGGGUCACGGCAAUGUCAAUUGGACUACAGGAUGGACCGGAUGCGGGCCAAUCAGUGAAGCAUGUACACAUUCAUAUCGUGCCAAGAAGAAAGGGCGAUUUCAAAAACAAUGAUGACAUCUAUCCACUGCUUGAAAAGAACGACCACGUAGCCUUUGAUGCACCAAGUACGAGGGAAUGGAGAACGGAAGACGACAUGCGGCAAGAGGCAUUCAAUCUUAGACAACUUUUCCCUGAAACGUACACCAAAGACCUCUGAUGUUAAGGUUAUAUUCAACAUGUACAUAAAUUUAAACUGAUGCCUGGAUGACAUCCAUGAUCUCCCUGCUUAGACACGAGGUGAAGUAAACAUCCCUUCUGCUUUGCUCCGGGCCUCAGCCUGCCAAUCCCCCCCCCCCCCCCCAUUUGCUCAGCGACAUGAUAAAUUCCCAACAGGUGACUGGCCUGAUGUGUUACAAACCCUCAAGGCACAGUGAGAUCCUCGGUUAUUACAUCCUCUCAUGUUUGAACACAUGACGAAGAAGGACUUCGUAACCCAAGUAAACGGCUUUGUGAUAUAAGACAGAGUUGGCAGCAAUUUAAAAUCUGUCUCCCUGAGCCCCCUUUUGUCUUGGACUUGGUUAAGGCUGCAAUAUUCAGAGGCAAAUAUGAUACCGUUAGGUAUGAAUAGAAGGAUGGACAUGACACGGCUGGUUUAGAUAGAUUUCCCCCUCCAUCAGCCAGUGGCAACUUUGAUGGAAAUAAAAGACUUUAGAACUGCAGCUGAGGAAAACUGGACUCAAUUGAUGUAAACGUCUUGUGAGAGAUCUUCAACUUCUUAGAAACUCUACAAUACUGGCCCAAUGAGUAGCCCAUCAUUAAGCCUGAUUUUUCUAAAAUUGUGAAAGUUUUUGAUUUUCCUGCUCAGUCAUCAACCCAUGUGACUCUACCCCACAAGUCAUUCAGUCUUAAAUCCAGUGACACGCUCUUCAAAUGAACUUAAAGCUAGAGUCCAUCAUUUGCAGCCAUCCGAAAAAGUGACUGGCGUAUUAUUGUUGAAAAACAUACUUGGUUGAAAGAUAGUAAGUGGACUAAACUC
Messenger RNA from Patiria miniata (bat star), 1507 nucleotides. RefSeq names its product bis(5'-adenosyl)-triphosphatase-like (gene fhit). Bases 173 to 688 code for a protein of 171 amino acids. Lineage: Eukaryota; Metazoa; Echinodermata; Asteroidea; Valvatida; Asterinidae. The record is from RefSeq and is a predicted model, not a curated record. Gene Ontology annotation, molecular function: ubiquitin protein ligase binding; bis(5'-adenosyl)-triphosphatase activity. Gene Ontology annotation, biological process: negative regulation of proteasomal ubiquitin-dependent protein catabolic process; diadenosine triphosphate catabolic process; purine nucleotide metabolic process. The transcript has 7 exons. Gene Ontology annotation, cellular component: plasma membrane; nucleus; cytoplasm.